AUGUGGGAAUUGCUGGCGGAACAGAUUGCAUUGAGAGAUAACAUGACCUUGGGUAUUGCACCCCUGGCACUUGCCGAGGCAGGUCUUGUCUGCGAACGGCUCCGUCGUGGCGGACUUCGCGCUACAACGUCCCCAGACAGGUCAGAGAUUUGUGACCCUAAGCCUUCGGCCCUGAGCUACUUGAAGAAUGAGCACAUCUGCGGUCGACCAUUAGGCCUUCGAUUCGACAAGAAGACAGGAGAUAUGUACAUCGCCGACGCAUAUUUUGGAAUCCUAAAAGUAGGCCCAGAAGGAGGUUUAGCCGCGCAACUAGUGGCAGAGGUCGAAGGGCGACCGCUGAGAUUCACCAACGAUCUGGACAUCGACGAGGAUGGCAACGUCUAUUUUACUGAAAGUAGCACCUAUUUUCAAAGAAGAAACUAUGUUCAGAUGGUGUUAACCGCAGAGCCCUCAGGGAGACUUCUAAAAUUCGACCCGAUCACGAAGAAAACCACAGUUCUAGUCCGGGAACUUCAAAACCCUAAUGGCGUAUCACUAAAAGCAAGGACCCUACCUCAACGCAGGUUGAGUAGAUAUUGGUUGAAAGGCGAGAAGGCGGGAACCUCGGAGACAUUCGUGAUAUUGCCUGGUCAUCCAGAUAACGUGAGGACGAACGCGAAGGGUGAAUUUUGGGUGGCAAUCCAUUGUCGACGCACACUCUUCUUGCACGUAUUUAACCUGUGCCCGCGGCUCAGGAAGUUUAUCUUCAAGUUCCCGAUUAAAGCUCAGUACAUCUACACGAGGUAUAUCGGAGGGAAACAUCACGGAAUGAUCGUAAAGUACAGCGAAGAUGGAAGCUUGCUGAGAGUGCUAGAGGAUCGAGAAGGGAAGGUUGUUCGUGCUGUGAGCGAGGUAGAAGAGCAUGACGGGAAGCUCUGGAUUGGAUCAGUUCUUAUGCCAUUCAUUGCUGUGUACUGACCGAGACCAUGCGAGCUAGCCUUCGUAGUUUCAGGGAAUAAGGCUGAAAGCUCACUAGAGCCUCGGUUUAUUGGCGCGUAUCGAAAGUAUGAAGAGAGUUGGUUUUCA
This is a messenger RNA of Asparagus officinalis (garden asparagus), 1065 nucleotides long. RefSeq names its product protein STRICTOSIDINE SYNTHASE-LIKE 3-like. The record is from RefSeq and is a predicted model, not a curated record. Lineage: Eukaryota; Viridiplantae; Streptophyta; Magnoliopsida; Asparagales; Asparagaceae. The transcript has 5 exons. Gene Ontology annotation, biological process: biosynthetic process. Bases 1 to 957 code for a protein of 318 amino acids. Gene Ontology annotation, molecular function: strictosidine synthase activity.